AUUCAAUGUUGUUAUAGGAGACGAGAUUCACCAGUGUUAUUAGCUGUGGAAUUGUGAGUUUAGGGCAAAAAUGGCUAGAGAAAAAUCCAGCAAGGACAAUGCACAAGCUCUCUUCCAUUCUCUUCGUUCUGCUUAUGCUGCCACUCCUGUCAAUCUCAAGAUCAUUGAUCUAUAUGUGGGUUUCGCAGUCUUCACAGCUCUGAUUCAGGUGGUUUACAUGGCUAGUGUGGGAUCAUUUCCUUUCAAUUCCUUUCUUUCUGGAGUGCUUUCUUGUGUUGGGACAGCCGUCCUUGCUGUUUGUCUUCGUAUUCAAGUGAACAAGGAAAACAAGGAAUUCAAGGAUCUACCACCUGAGCGAGCUUUUGCAGAUUUUGUUCUUUGCAACUUGGUGCUCCAUUUGGUGAUCAUGAAUUUCCUUGGAUAAAACCGUUUCACCAGGUUUCCUGGAGUGCUGUUUCCUCAGUUUCUGCCAGUGAUUCAUAAUUAUAACGUGAACUGAAAUUCUUAGGUCAUCAAUAUGUGCCUGUGCGUGCAGCCUAAUCCGAACUGUAGCUUGUGCAUGCAGCAUCUGCAUAAUCCGGUUGGGACUGUAGUAGAAUUGUUUAAUUUUAUCAUUGGCUAAAGAAUUUCAAGAUCAGUUUAUGGGAAACAA
Messenger RNA from Hibiscus syriacus, 652 nucleotides. Its product is annotated as dolichyl-diphosphooligosaccharide--protein glycosyltransferase subunit DAD1-like. The record is from RefSeq and is a predicted model, not a curated record. Gene Ontology annotation, biological process: protein N-linked glycosylation. Gene Ontology annotation, cellular component: oligosaccharyltransferase complex; membrane. The transcript is spliced from 5 exons. Lineage: Eukaryota; Viridiplantae; Streptophyta; Magnoliopsida; Malvales; Malvaceae. Bases 71 to 424 code for a protein of 117 amino acids.